This is a messenger RNA of Tuber aestivum (summer truffle), 2474 nucleotides long. NCBI's taxonomy places the organism in Eukaryota, Fungi, Ascomycota, Pezizomycetes, Pezizales, Tuberaceae. The record is from the annotation of a GenBank genome assembly.
AACCCUUUUCUACUUCUCAUGAGGGAUUGCUGGGUAAUGGGUCUCCUUCUUUCAUGGGCCUAGAAUCACGACCGUACGACACUCGUAUGAUAACUUACCGUACAUUUUCCCAUUCUAUCCUUCUUCACCUUCUUUCUCCCUUUCUUCCUUCCCUCGACGGAGCUCUCAUAUCCGCCAUCGGUCAUCGCCCAUAAGCCUCCUUUCCAUCGUGGGAUCGAAUCACGGAUUGCCCAGCACAUCGACUUUGGUUUUUUUAUUUUUAUUUUUAUCGCACCCUCACCAUAAUUUAUUGUGCCGUAUUUUUUCUUCUUCCCUUCCCCGACCCGUAUUUCCCAUCCCUUCUACCAAUCCUCCCUCCCUAACAAAGCAUUUUCUACAUACCGAACCGACAAAAAUCAGUUUGCUCCACACACCGUUACGGUCCAAGCAACCAAGUUCUCUAUUUUCCCAGUUUUUUUGCACAGUAUUGUACAACUUGACCUGCAAGGCCUCGAGCGUAGGCGUUUGCUCCCACAAGAGUUGGUUCGCUGCAGUGUUUUGCUCACUGUAAUGUUUUUUCCUCGUUCAGGUGUUUUCGCAGUAAAUUCUCCUUUCUUCCCCGCUUGCACCCCGCCCGCCUUCCUGGACAGUGGGGAUCCGCUCCCAGCAAGCAAGAACUAAUGAAAGUGUAAUAUUUGGCUGUGGGCAUACCGGUACCGUAGAGCGGUGGCCUUAUCAGGAAUCCAGACUGCGCCCAGUUUUCUUGGAGGGCCGCAUAUGAUUGGGCAAGCGCCGAGGCAGGAAACUUACCGCACACCUUGUUAUCCCCUUUCCCGAAUGGGGCUGGGCGCUAAACAAGAACCGCAUUGCCUGCGUCAAGCGGGCAGCAGUUUGACAAAUCUCAACGGCUCGUUUGCUUGCUCUGAGGAACGGAAAGGUCGGCUGGGAGAAAGAAUCUGAACAUGUUGGAAAGACAAAGGUCAUCCAAUUUCCUCCACUAUCAUUGGGGGGUGGGGAAGCUCAAUGGCUAGACUGAUAUGACCACGAAGAGGAAAGGGCAAAAUAAAAUUCCAACUGUCACAUCCCUUGCCAGCUCAUCUAUUCGCAGCCUGGUGAGCGCCAAAAAAAUCAAGUAAAGUUGAUUCAUGCUUUUCACUGGCCAGCACGAUAAUAGAAACCUUUCGUCACUUCUACUACGGGGCGACAUUGAACAGUGACACGGGAAAUCCCUUUUGGAUAUCGGUUCAGCUGAACCUUCAGCGAUUGCGGUCCGGUCGAAAAGUAUCUCUUUCUAAAGCUUUGUCCAUUUCUUCCUUCACCAGGCACCCCAACACCCGGCUUCCUACAGUAUUACCGAGGACGAUGGUAUCACCCACAAUUCUUUUCGUAACCCUCCUUGGAUUACUCUGUGUAGUGGGUCCGGCAACUGCGCACAUGUCUAUGUCUGAUCCACCGCCCCUCCGGUAUAAGACAAAUCCACACAAAACUGUCGAAGAUUACGAUUAUAACGCGCCUCUUGACCCUUCUGGAUCCAACUACCCGUGUAAAGGCUACCACAACGAUCUCGGGACUCCUGGCGCAAAGAGUGUAGUGACUUGGUCGCAAGGGGGAUCAUAUAGGUUGCAGUGAGCAUGAGAGCCAAAUUGAGAUUUUCCCUCGCGCACUAACUAGCCGGAAAUAGGUUUGCGGGCUCUAGUACCCAUGCCGGAGGGUCUUGUCAAGCGUCCCUAAGCUUCGACGGUGGGAAUACCUGGACUGUCAUCAAGUCUUGGAUAGGAGGAUGCGUUAAACCCGAUCCUAACGGUGAUCAAACCUUCGAAUUCAAGAUCCCUGACAAUGUUCCUGGAGGUGAAGCUCUUUUUGCCUGGUACCUUCCUUCCCAAACACUUCGGUGUAGCUAUCAUACUUAUUUUAGGGUCGGACCCUUGGUCUCCCUUAGCUAACUUGGCCAAUUACUCAGGACUUGGUUCAAUAAUCAAGGGAAUCGGGAGAUGUACAUGAACUGCGCCGUGGUUACCAUUUCCGGUGGUCGAAAAUCGAGGUCGAUUCCCGCCGAUGAACUCGUAACUCCGCGUGCCUCCGGCAGUUCGAUUUUUCUGGCGAACAUCGGAAAUGGGUGCACAACGGUGGACGGCAAAGACGUGGCAUUCCCAGAUCCAGGGAGCCAGGUGGAGUAUGGUGGGAUUCAAGAAAAUAGAGCUGGGCCCCGGGGUUCCUGUGGUAGUGGCCCGAGAAGUACGGGUAGUGGCGAAUCAACUUCCGGGUCGGGUGGUGGUAGCGGAGGGAGCAAUAGUAGUGGAGGGGGUGGUGGUAAUGGAGGGAGUGACGGCAGUGGAGGGGGUGGUGGUAAUGGAGGGAGUAAUAGUAGUGGAGGAAGUGCUGGUAAUGGAGGGAGUGGGGGAAGCACAGACUCGCGGGCAGCGGGCCUAGGGAAAAUGCCCCAGGAGGUCACCUUAAUGAUUCUCGUGGCCUUCGCCAGCUGGUGCAUGAUUUGA